Messenger RNA from Echinops telfairi (small Madagascar hedgehog), 1800 nucleotides. RefSeq names its product tripartite motif containing 63 (gene TRIM63). The transcript has 9 exons. The coding region runs from base 129 to 1187 and encodes 352 amino acids. Gene Ontology annotation, molecular function: zinc ion binding. The record is from RefSeq and is a predicted model, not a curated record. Lineage: Eukaryota; Metazoa; Chordata; Mammalia; Afrosoricida; Tenrecidae.
UCAGGACCAGGAGAAGGAAGCAAAGAGUUCCGAGGGGGUGUUUGGUGACGAAGGGAAGAGCCCCAGGUCUGCCCAGAGCCGGGCCCAGGUGAAGAAGGCACCCAGGUGGGGCAGCACCGUGAGAGGAGAUGGAUUAUAAGCCCAGCCUGAUCCAGGAUGGGAACCCAAUGGAAAACCUGGAGAAGCAGCUGAUCUGCCCCAUCUGCCUGGAGAUGUUUACCAAGCCGGUGGUCAUCCUGCCGUGCCAGCACAACCUCUGCCGGAAGUGUGCCAAUGACAUCUUCCAGGCCGCAAAUCCUUACUGGACCAACCGGGGAGGCUCGAUGUCCAUGUCUGGAGGCCGUUUCCGCUGCCCCUCCUGCCGUCACGAGGUGAUCAUGGACCGCCACGGAGUGUAUGGCCUACAGAGGAACCUGCUGGUGGAGAACAUCAUCGACAUCUAUAAGCAGGAGUGCUCCAGUCGACCCCUGCAGAAGGGCAGCCACCCCAUGUGCAAGGAACACGAGGACGAGAAAAUCAACAUCUACUGCCUCACCUGCGAGGUCCCCACCUGCUCCAUGUGCAAGGUGUUCGGAGCCCACCAGGCCUGUGAGGUGGCCCCGCUGCAGAAUGUCUUCCAGGGUCAAAAGACGGAACUGAGUAACUGCAUCUCCAUGCUGGUGGCGGGCAAUGACCGGGUGCAGACCAUCAUCUCGCAGCUGGAGGACUCCUGUCGAGUGACCAAGGAGAACAGCCACCAGGUGAAGGAGGUGCUGAGCCAGAAGUUCGACGCCCUGUACGCCAUUCUGGAUGAGAAGAAGAGCGAGCUGCUGCAGCGGGUCACCGGCGAGCAGGAGGAGAAGCUGGCCUUCAUCGAGGCCCUCAUCCUGCAGUACCGGGAGCAGCUGGACAAGUCCACCAAGCUGGUGGAGACCGCUAUCCAGUCCCUGGACGAGCCUGGGGGGGCCACCUUCCUCCUGGGUGCCAAGCCCCUCAUCAAAAGCAUUGUGGAAGCUUCCAAGGGCUGUCAGCUGGGGAAGACAGAGCAGGGCUUUGAGAACAUGGACUACUUCACUCUGGACUUACAGUACAUCGCGGAUGCCCUGAGGGCCAUCGACUUCGCAGGAGAUGAGGAAGAAGAAGCCACUGAAGAAGAAGAUCAGGUGGAGGACGAGUCCACAGAGGGGAAAGGAGAAGGACACCCAUAAGAAGCUGAAGGACAGAGAGAGCCUCUCGACGAUGCAGAGACUGGGGAGGGUGGGGAUGGGCCCGAGACCUCGGUGACAGGCCCAGGGUGGGAGAGGUCAGGCCUAGGCAGGUGCAUCUCCCCUCUGCCCAGAGCAAGGGGCUAGGAGCAGGACCCCACUGACUGGUCCAGCGGCGGCCAGUGAACCAGAAGUGAGAACCAUGCUUGAAACAGCCACACAGGAUACCUUUUUUUUUCUUACCUGGUGCAAAAUGUACUAUUUUGUAUAUUUUUAAAAUGUGAUUUUUUUUUGUAUAUAUAUAUAUAUAUAUAUACUUGUAUAUGUAUGCCAAUGUGGUGCUUUUUCUAAAAGAUCUUUUGUAUGCUAACUGCUGUCAUUCUGUGACUGGUGUGGGUUAGAAGGAGGGGAAGACCCCGGAUGGAGAGAUCUGACCGCUUCCUCUCCAUGCCGUUUGGGGAGGGGGGGUGCUGGGGGGAGGGGCUAGGUAGCAGCACUCACAGGCCUCGAGAGGGCUCAUGUCCGCACUUCACUGCCCACCCCCGACAAGAAGGGGGUGACCACGUUUGUCAUAUGUUGUUUUAAUAAAUGCACAGCGCUCUCUUCUUAUUACCAA